This is a messenger RNA of Dendrobium catenatum, 2137 nucleotides long. Its product is annotated as pentatricopeptide repeat-containing protein At1g08070, chloroplastic-like. The record is from RefSeq and is a predicted model, not a curated record. The transcript has a single exon. Gene Ontology annotation, biological process: RNA modification. Gene Ontology annotation, molecular function: zinc ion binding; protein binding; RNA binding. The coding region runs from base 34 to 2073 and encodes 679 amino acids. NCBI's taxonomy places the organism in Eukaryota, Viridiplantae, Streptophyta, Magnoliopsida, Asparagales, Orchidaceae.
UACCCAAACAGCCCCUAAAGGCCAACAAAUCAUAUGCUCUACUCUUAUUCCCUUCACACUGUCCCAACGCUCAUUGCCUGCCUCUCCAUCCUCCAUUCAUCCCCGUCCUUCGCCCAUUUCCUCCAAAUCCAUGCCCACAUUAUUCGCCACUACCUUGCCGGUGAUCCCUUCAUCGCUGGCAAGCUUCUUGAGUUCUGCGUUGCUUCUCCUCAAGGCAGUCUCUCUUAUGCCCGCAAACUGUUCGAAGGUAUUCUCCAACCAAAUAUUUUCUCUUGGAACACGCUAAUACGCGGCCAUGCGGGUUCCCCCAACCCUAAUGGAGCUCUCCUUCUCUUUCAAAGCAUGCUUUCCACGGACACAGUGCCAAACUCCCAUACAUAUCCGUUUGCACUCAAGGCCUGCGCUCGCCUCUUUGCUUUCAAGCAAGGGGAGCAGCUCCAUGGCUUCAUGCUCAAAUCUGGUGCGGAAAGUGACGUUUUUUCCAUUAAUGGGCUGAUCGGCAUGUACUGUGCUUGCGGCCAUGUUGACCUUGGUCAGAAGGUUUUUGAUACUAGUAAUGUGAGGGAUGUGGUAUCAUGGAAUUCAAUGCUUACUGGGUUUAUAGACUGUGGAUUCUUGGAUCGUGCACAAAACCUAUUUGCUGAAAUGCCUGAGAGAGGAAUUGUCUCUUGGAAUGUAAUGAUUAAUGGUUAUGUGAAGUUUGGAGAUGUGAAAGCGGCACAAGAGCUUUUUGAUAGGAUGCCGGAUCGCAAUGUGGAAUCUUGGAAUACACUUAUUGCUGGGUAUGCAAAGUGUGGACAGUUGGAUAUGGCCCGUAAGCUUUUUGACGAUAUGCCUAUGAGGAAUGCCGUCAGUUGGAGUGCUAUGAUAAGUGCCUAUGCUCAAGGGGAACGACCAAGUGAUGCAUUGAGAAUGUUUGCCGAGAUGAAAAUGGUUGGAGCAUGGCCAAACUAUGCAGCUGUUGUUAGUUUGCUAUCAGCUUGUUCCCAGCUUGGUGCUCUUGAUAUGGGCAAAAAAGUCCAUUCUUAUGUUGAAAGGAACAAGAUGAAGAUGGAUUCAGUCAUUGGAACUGCACUAAUAGAUAUGUAUUCUAAGUGUGGAUGCAUAGAUAAAGCGUUUGAGAUAUUUUCCAAUUUGCCUCAUAAGGACGUUUUCUCAUGGUCAGCUAUCAUUAAUGGGCUAGCAGUAAAUGGGCAUGGAGCCAAAGCUUUGAAGUUGUUCGAUAGGAUGAAGGAAGAUGGAGUUAGGCCUAAUGAGGUUACUUUUGUGGGAGUCUUAUGUGCUUGUAGUCAUGGUGGCUUGGUAGCCUUAGCAAAGCAUUACUUUAAUUCAAUGGGCGCAGUUUAUGGUAUUGAGCUCCAGAGUGUGCACUAUGGUUGUAUGGUUGAUGCCUUGGGACGAGCCGGGCUUCUACAUGAAGCAAAGAUUCUUGUGGAGACCAGUCCUUGGAAGGGAAAUCCUGUGUUGUGGGUUACUAUUUUUGGAGCUUCUUGGAUUCAUGGGAAUCUAAAGGUUGCAGAAAUGGCAGUUGAGAAACUAAUCGAGCUCAAGCGUGAUGAUGGCGGUGUCUAUGUUAUUUUGUCAAACAUGUAUGCUAUGAAAGGAAUGUGGAACAAAGCAAGAGAGGCUAGAAUGUUAAUGAAAUCCAAAGGUCUCAACCAGGAACGAAGUCGGAGCCUGAUUGAGGUUUGUGGAAUAGUACAUGAAUUCUUUGUUGGAAACCAAUCCCAUCCCGAGUCACCAAAAAUCUAUAGAAAGUUAGAUGAAAUUUUUAUGAGGAUAAGGAUUGAAGGCUAUGGCCCAAACACAAGGCUAGCGUUGUUUGAUGUAGAGGAGGAGGAGAAGGAGAAUCUUGUGGCUCAUCACAGUGAGAAACUUGCCAUUGCAUUUGGUCUUAUCGUCAUGUGUGCGAAGGAUGCCAUUAGAGUGAUCAAGAACAUUAGGGUAUGUAAAGAUUGCCACACAUUUGCCAAGCUUGUGUCUAAGGUUUAUGAAAGGGAGAUAAUAUUAAGAGAUAGAAAUGUAUUCCAUUAUUUUAGAGGAGGUUCUUGCUCUUGUGGAGACUACUGGUGAUGCUGAGUUCGGUAUGGAUUUUAUUGCCACUAUAGUUAAAUUACACUUGGAAGAGUUUUUCUCA